UAAUAUUAGCUAAUAAUGCAACGUAAAUUCCCAUUCCAGAAACCUAACAUUUUUAUUGUCUACUGUCCAGACAGGAAAGUUCCAAAGGUGUAUGGUAUGCUUCCUUUUGAUGUUGAGGCUUGUCACCAGAUUAUACCAAAGAUACUACCCUGGAAUUUUCCCUCAGAGUUGUCCCAACUCAUUGAGAAGGAAGUUGCUAAGUCAAUAGCCACAAUGGAUGAAAACUCGUGCUUGCAGGUUUUAGAUGUGAAUUUUACGAACACUGAUUAUGUAGGGAACAAGAGGAAGAGAAUCAAGAGAUCCCUUACAGACUGCAAUGGGUUUGAAAGUCAACAAAGUGCUAUUCCUGAAUUUUCAAAUUGUUCUGGAUCCCCGGUAACAUCCUCUUGGCAAAAGGGCCAAAGUAAACAUGUAGUGAUGUGCUCUGCGAAUCAUCCAAAUAAUGCACAUUCUUUAGACGUUCAUGAGGAAGUUCACAAGAGACAUUCCCUUGAAAGCAACACUGAAUAUCUCUUAAAGUUUCAAAAGAAUGAAACCUAUCCAAGUACAUCAUUUUGCAAAUCGGCUAGUUCUGUUUUGGAAAGAGAAACUGCUUAUGAUGCAUGCUUAAAUGAAACGCAUAAAUCAUUUUAUGAAUCCUGUUUCCCUGGAAAAAUAUCCGUUCCUGAGACAGCAAUUCAAAGUGGAAUAAAGCCAAUGACUGGACCAGUGUCUUCUUGCAGUCAUGCUGAUUCAGUACAAGUAUCUCUCAAUAAUGAGCUGACACCAAUCACUUUCAAUGUUUGUCAAUCCUCAGACAAAUUGCAACCAAAUUCUGAUCCAUUUGCAAAUACUGAAAUUCCAGAAUCUUCUUUUACAAAAGCAGCUGUGCAAAAUUUCAGAGAUGGGAACAUGAAAACCACAGCUGUGAGUAAUGUCACAGAUGAGUGCAGUCAUGCUGAUUCUACAUCAAACUCAAAGUCUUUUGACUCCAGUUCAUCGGUACCAAUGGAUAUGGUACAAAAAUUGUGGAGGGAACUUCGUGUAUGUCAAAAAGAUUCAGGACAGCACGCCAACCCAGAACAGCUGAAUGUUAUUCAAGUUCUUAAACUUACUAGUGGGCUGACCGAUCUAAUUUCUGAAGCUGACUUAUUGUUUCGUAAUCACCAACAAAAACAAUGUGGUAUCAUGGAGCCUCCGAUGAACCUUUUUGAAGAAGCCACAAAGAGUUGGUAUGAUGAGCAAAUGAUGAUGUCUACAGUUGCUGUACAUGGUUUUUCUUUUUAUGCCAAACAUAUAUCAGAUGUAGGAUCCAAGUUUGGUUCUAAGAACGAGGUAGAUCUAAUCUCAGAGAUGUUGGCUAGCACUACUAAUGUUAUGGGACUGGGAAAAUUGUCUAGACAGGACCAAACAAAAAGCACUAGUAUCUAUGCCAAUAAGCUAUUCGAGACGAAUGACCCGACAAAUGAUACCAAGAGAACAUCUCUUUCCAACGUGAUGCGGUCUAUCAUUCCAGAAAGAUCAUCCUUGUCAGUGAAAGGUCUUGCAUUAAGUGAAUAUAUGUCUUCAGUACGCCAAAUGUCAAUUUCUGAAGGUUUCCGCAUUCCACAUGGUUCAGAAAAUAAGAGAAAACGAAGGAAGAAGUGUUGAUCGACAUCAUUUGAGCAGAGAUGGAAUGAAGUUGAGUGAUGAAGAUAUAUCAUUGGUGUGCAAAGGUGAUUUGUACAGAAUGAUUUCUUCAAAUGGAAAGAAAAAGUGCAUGAUCGAACAUUAGAGCAUGAAUUUAAUUUAAUAGUAAAGCCAUUUGUGCUUUAAAAAUAAAAGCGCUGUUGAUUGAAAUCGGAGGAAACCUAUGUUUUAUUUUUGCCUAUGAUAAUAAUCAUUGGUUGAGACGAUAAAAUAAACUGCAGCAGCGAUAGAAUUACCAAAUAAGAAUGGUAUGAACAUUAAUUGUAGGCCCUUAUUGUUACUGAAAUAAUCUUUGUUUCAAACAAGAAUUCUGU
Molecule: messenger RNA, 1982 nt
Organism: Vigna umbellata (rice bean)
Lineage: Eukaryota; Viridiplantae; Streptophyta; Magnoliopsida; Fabales; Fabaceae
Source: RefSeq, a predicted model, not a curated record